Branchiostoma belcheri (Belcher's lancelet) is the source of this 438-nucleotide messenger RNA. RefSeq lists its product as uncharacterized. The transcript is spliced from 3 exons. The annotation marks the transcript as partial. NCBI's taxonomy places the organism in Eukaryota, Metazoa, Chordata, Leptocardii, Amphioxiformes, Branchiostomatidae. The record is from RefSeq and is a predicted model, not a curated record.
AUGGCGGACCCCAGACAGGACAUGUAUGACGCCCUCACGCGGCUCCGGCAGCACAUCGGCAGCGGCAGGCUCGUGCUGUUCGUCGGCGAACAACUGUCAGUACUCCCGCCGCCCGCUAGACUGGACCACUGGUGGCAAAUACAGAGCGGCAUCAGUGGUCUGGCCCAACUUGAGUCCGACUUCAUGAAAAACCUUCCCCAGCGGCCGGCCAAAGUGCAUAACGUCCUCCGCACCCUGGGAACGUUCCCGCUCAUCCUCACGACCAAUCAGGACGAACUUUUGGAGAGGCUGCUCUGGGGACGAGGAAGUCUGGGCUCUGCCUUGGGAGAGAAAAUUCGACUCGACCAGGUCGGGCAGGUGAUGAAAGACUGGCCCGAGCUCCACCGGCACCUGAUCGUCAAAAUGUUCGGGGACACCAGCUACACAGCCCGCUGCAGC